AUGCUCUACGCCGCUUCUCCCACACCGGUGCGGCGGCCGAGGAUAGCCGAGUCACGCCUGACGCCCACCGUCGCGCCGUCGUGUGGUGGCCCACCCGGCGACUCGCUAGGCAGGCCAGCCCCACGUGAGGUGGGAAGCUCCUUCGAGCCGCAUAAGAAGGCCCACCGCAGCCUUCCUCGCCGAUGUGUGUCGCCGGACUUGUCUACGCGAGAUGUUCUGACGGCCGUGCACGACCGUCUGGAGCACACCGCCAAGUUUAUCUAUCCUGGCUCCGUCGUCGUGUACGAGUUCCUUAACGAGGCGCACGAGUGGCACUGGGCGUUGGGAACGGUCCAACAAUCACACGCACACACUGUCACACUGGAGGGGUGGAGCUGCCAGCAAGGCUGUGCGAACGAUGGUGUGAUGCAGGCAAUGAGAAAGGAGGAGAAUCGUCUUCAGCAAGAGCUAGAGGAUCACCAGACAGCCAUCCUCGCCUUGCGGGCUGAGCUUGGCUCUGUGCGCACAGUCAAUGAGGCUGACAUGAACGCUGCCCGCGAGGCCAUCGAGGGUUGUCGCCGUGCGUUGGAGGAAAGAGAAGGCACGCUUCAUGCCUGUCGGCAACAGGGCGUGCCACUUCGACUCGCCCACAGUGACGCGUACGGCGGGGCUGACAAGAGUGGCAGCGACGACGAUGCCACUUUUGUGGCGGUGCUGCGAGCGGCCCUGAGUGUUGUGGAGCACUACGUGCCAGCCACCCCACUUCCGUGGCCGGAGGUAUGGGCCGCCGUGAGUGAUCCGCUCUUCCUGCACCGCUGUAUCAGCUACGAUGUCGGCUACGACAUGAGCCUGCAACAGUAUGAUGAGAUCGAAGCAUGCUUCUUUGGCUCCGGCGCCAUCACAGAGGAAAAAGUCCACAGAGCCAUGGACUCGAUGGAGCAGCGGAUGACCGAUGCGGCCGAAUUUCUCUGCGCUAUCGCAAACUGGCUCUUCACGCAGCUCGCUGCCUUUAAGGUGUAUCAGCAGUGUGCCAGCACGCAAUCUCACGCUGACAUGCUCCAGCAGCAGCUCACCCAUCACGUGAAUACGCUCAAGGCGGCGGCUAGAAGAUUGCAUCAAGUGCAAGCACAGCUGCGUGUGUUUGGUGGUUCCCCGGGAAACUCGAGCAGUUCCACAAGCUCUGCUGUGCAGCUCACGUUUACUCCUGCAAAAGGGAUUACCACGGACGUGCUUCGCUGUGCCAUCAUUUGUCCAGUACCAUCACACUCGCGGCGACACCCAGGACCGCGAGUAACGGCAGCACAGUCGGUAGUAGCGUCUGGCGAAUCGCAUUCACCAUCCUCGUCGAGCAAGAGCGCUAUGAUGUUGGCCAACACAGCUUCGUCGUCAUGGCAUCCGUCUUGGAGUCCCGAUAUGGUAGGCGAUCAUAAUCGCAUCGGCAGCGCGACUGACCCCGCCGGCUCCGCAAGGUCACCGGGCAACCCCAAGGAAGGGGUGCAGCCGUCGCCUUGCCCCCACCUUGCUUCCGUCAUUCCUGCUCCAAACGAGGAGAUAGGGGUUGUCUUGCUGGGCCAGGAGGAACUCGACGAGAUAGCUGCGCGUGCGCUGCACACUCGGCCUGAGCUAUGUCAAGCUGUAGCCGAUCUCCUGCAAGAGUGUGCUAAUCAUCAGCGGGAUGCACACCGCGCACAUGCAUUGGUCUCCGAACGCGCUAACCGGCGCCGAGGACGGAGCGGCGCGUCAAAGUCGCAAGGUGAUGGCUGCCCACCAGCUUCGGCUUGUGCCGCGGCCCCCUUCGCUUCCCCGACCUUCUUGUCCGCUGCCGCCUUCACCGAUUCUUCAUCUUCCCCGACGCCGCCGACCUCUAAUGGCCGGGCUGUCGCAGCGGCACACAACACCCCAAGUGUAUUGUCUGGACCUAGAUCAAAAGCCGCAGCGUCCCAGAGCGACGAGGACGAGGAGUACGAUGAAGAGGCCGACGCAUGCGCCUUUCAAGCAGCUUUGUUGGGCCUUCAAAAAAAGCUACAGGAGGUACGUCGCGAGAAUGAGCGCCUACAACGGAUGCUAGUACGCGAGACGGAUCGACACAAGUCGGUAGAGGCUGAGCUGCAGAGGCAACUACGGGACGCCCGCGCCGGUCAUGAAGACGCACAAAGUCGGCUGGCCAGUGCGACGAUACGCGCUGAGGCUCUGCGGGUUGAGUGCGAAAGCCUUGAUCGCGAUAAGGAUAACGCAACGAGCCGCAUCAUCGCUUUGGAGGGGGAGAUACGCGCUCUUGAGUCAAAACAUUGUAGCGGAAGAUCUGCUGCCCCCACUUCACUACCUGCGACCCAGAUCAAGGGCGAUCAAGGUUCCGUGAAGGCUGACAAUGGCGUUGCCCAACGAGAAGCCGAACCGGCAUGGCUAUGCAGAAACAACGAGCGAUGGAUGCCACAGCAUUUGCAGCCUUCUGAUGACACUGACGGGGUCUCGACCACUCAUCACCACAAGCGCUUCUCUGGUGCCGGCUGGUAUGAUGUACUGCGACAGCAUCCUGCUGAGCUUCACCGUGCUGCAGCGGCCGAUGCAGCGGCAGUGUGUCAUGUAGUCGUCGCAGCUGUUACCGGGGUGCGCUUUUCAGCGGACGGGAGUAGAGUCGAGUUUUAUGUGGAUCAUCCUAGUCACGUGACCAAGCGCCAACUUGAUAAUCGAAUCCGUGACACAACCUUCUACGAAUGCGAGUACAUGCGCCGCCAUAGUUUCAGCCCAAAGACCGGCGAGGACCUUCUUGCGCAGCAGCUCGCAGAGAGCAUAGCUACCAUCGCGAACCUCGAAAACCGACUUGCUCACCUGCCACCAACGACUCCACCACUUCGACCUUCACUGACACCAAGCAGUCGUCAGGAAGACAUCCUCAACGAGCAAGAGCAGUUACUCAGAGCUGAGGAGGCCCCCGAGCCCCCGCUUUACGGUGAGCGACUGACGAAGAGCAGAACUGGUGCUGUGGUUGUAACCUUGCAUUCCGUACGGUUGCCGGGAGACGACUGGGGCGUAGUACUGCAGAGCUACCCUGAGAUGCUACGUGAGGCAUUCAUUGCGGAUGUAUGUGGCGCAUGCAAUGCGACUCUAACAGACGUGAAGCAUGUCAGGUUUUCCAUUGGCAGCCUCCUAGCCACGGUGCGGGUGCAGCACGACGCCAACGUAACCCGAAAAGAAAUCGACCGACGCUUGCACGACUACGACUAUCCAUUAACAACAAAGUUGUACAGGUCGCGUCACCUACCCCAACACGGGGCUGAUGCGGCGCUUGUGACACACACGAUACAGAAUAACGAGACUACUGCACUGCGUGAGCAGCUGCGGGAGGCGGAGGCACAGCAGGCCGACAUGGCCGCCGAGAUUGAGCAUCUAAGGGAGGAACUGCGAGGUGCUGUAACAGAAGGUGCUACGAAUAGAGAUCGGUGCGUAGCGCUGGAGAAGGAAGCAGAGCAGAGCUCAAAGUGCAUCGAGGAGCUGAGGCAGCAGUUGGCAGCUGCACAGCUUGGCCGGGAGGCAGUGGACGCCGAGGUUGCUGAGCUUGAGGAGCAGCUUCGCGAUAUGGAGCGCACUCACGCAAGAAAUGCUGCCGAGCAGGAGUCGGCACUGGGCGACCUUGCUAUUAGCCAAGCUGCGAAUGAUGCCACAAUAGAUGACCUGCGUGGGCAGCUGCGGGAGUCGGAGGCACAGCAGGCCGACAUGGCCGCCGAGGUGACGGACCUGCGUGAGCAGCUGCGGGAGGCGGAAGAGCGCGCUAAGGAGUCGGAGGCACAGCAGGCCGACAUGGCCGCCGAGGUGACGGACCUGCGUGGGCAGCUGCGGGAGGCGGAAGAGCACGCUAAGGAGUCGGAGGCACAGCAGGCCGACAUGGCCGCCGAGGUGACGGACCUGCGUGGGCAGCUGCGGGAGGCGGAGGCACAGCAGGCCGACAUGGCCGUCGACAUUGAGCAUCUAAGGGAGGAACUGCGAGGUGCUGUAACAGAAGGUGCUACGAAUAGAGAUCGGUGCGUAGCGUUGGAGAAGGAAGCAGAGCAGAGCUCAAAGUGCAUCGAGGAGCUGAGGCAGCAGUUGGCAGCUGCACAGCUUGGCCGGGAGGCAGUGGACGCCGAGGUUGCUGAGCUUGAGGAGCAGCUUCGCGAUAUGGAGCGCACUCACGCAAGAAAUGCUGCCGAGCAGGAGUCGGCACUUGGCGACCUUGCUAUUAGCCAAGCUGCGAAUGAUGCCACAAUAGAUGACCUGCGUGAGCAGCUGCGGCAGGCGGAGGCGCAGCAGGCCGACAUGGUCGCCGAGGUGACGGACCUGCGUGGGCAGCUGCGGGAGUCGGAGGCGCAGCAGGCCGACAUGGCCGCCGAGGUGACGGACCUGCGUGAGCAGCUGCGGGAGUCGGAGGCACAGCAGGCCGACUUGGUCGCCGAGGUGACGGACCUGCGUGGGCAGCUGCGGGACUCGGAGGCACAGCAGGCCGACAUGGCCGCCGAGGUGACGGACCUGCGUGAGCAGCUGCGGGACUCGGAGGCACAGCAGGCCGACAUGGCCGCCGAGGUGACGGACCUGCGUGGGCAGCUGCGGGAGGCGGAGGCGCAGCAGGCCGACAUGGCCGCCGAGGUGACGGACCUGCGUGAGCAGCUGCGGGACUCGGAGGCACAGCAGGCCGAUAUGGCCGCCGAGGUGACGGACCUGCGUGGGCAGCUGCGGGAGGCGGAGGCACAGCAGGCCGACAUGGCCGUCGACAUUGAGCAUCUAAGGGAGGAACUGCGAGGUGCUGUAACAGAAGGUGCUACGAAUAGCGAUAGGUGCGUAGCGCUGGAGAAGGAAGCAGAGCAGAGCUCAAAGUGUAUCGAGGAGCUGAGGCAGCAGUUGGCAGCUGCACAGCUUGGCCGGGAGGCAGUGGACGCCGAGGUUGCUGAGCUUGAGGAGCAGCUUCGCGAUAUGGAGCGCACUCACGCAAGAAAUGCUGCCGAGCAGGAGUCGGCACUUGGCGACCUUGCUAUUAGCCAAGCUGCGAAUGAUGCCACAAUAGAUGACCUGCGUGAGCAGCUGCGGCAGGCGGAGGCGCAGCAGGCCGACAUGGUCGCCGAGGUGACGGACCUGCGUGGGCAGCUGCGGGAGUCGGAGGCGCAGCAGGCCGACAUGGCCGCCGAGGUGACGGACCUGCGUGAGCAGCUGCGGGAGUCGGAGGCACAGCAGGCCGACUUGGUCGCCGAGGUGACGGACCUGCGUGGGCAGCUGCGGGACUCGGAGGCACAGCAGGCCGACAUGGCCGCCGAGGUGACGGACCUGCGUGAGCAGCUGCGGGACUCGGAGGCACAGCAGGCCGACAUGGCCGCCGAGGUGACGGACCUGCGUGGGCAGCUGCGGGAGGCGGAGGCGCAGCAGGCCGACAUGGCCGCCGAGGUGACGGACCUGCGUGAGCAGCUGCGGGAGUCGGAGGCGCAGCAGGCCGACAUGGCCGCCGAGGUGACGGACCUGCGUGAGCAGCUGCGGGAGUCGGAGGCACAGCAGGCCGACAUGGCCGCCGAGGUGACGGACCUGCGUGAGCAGCUGCGGGAGUCGGAGGCGCAGCGGGCCGACGUGGCCGCCGAGGUGACGGACCUGCGUGGGCAGCUGCGGGAGGCGGAGGCACAGCAGGCCGACAUGGCCGUCGACAUUGAGCAUCUAAGGGAGGAACUGCGAGGUGCUGUAACAGAAGGUGCUACGAAUAGAGAUCGGUGCGUAGCGUUGGAGAAGGAAGCAGAGCAGAGCUCAAAGUGCAUCGAGGAGCUGAGGCAGCAGUUGGCAGCUGCACAGCUUGGCCGGGAGGCAGUGGACGCCGAGGUUGCUGAGCUUGAGGAGCAGCUUCGCGAUAUGGAGCGCACUCACGCAAGAAAUGCUGCCGAGCAGGAGUCGGCACUGGGCGACCUUGCUAUUAGCCAAGCUGCGAAUGAUGCCACAAUAGAUGACCUGCGUGGGCAGCUGCGGGAGGCGGAGGCGCAGCAGGCCGACAUGGCCGCCGAGGUGACGGACCUGCGUGAGCAGCUGCGGGACUCGGAGGCACAGCAGGCCGACAUGGCCGCCGAGGUGACGGACCUGCGUGAGCAGCUGCGGGACUCGGAGGCACAGCAGGCCGACAUGGCCGCCGAGGUGACGGACCUGCGUGGGCAGCUGCGGGAGGCGGAGGCGCAGCAGGCCGACAUGGCCGCCGAGGUGACGGACCUGCGUGAGCAGCUGCGGGACUCGGAGGCGCAGCAGGCCGACAUGGCCGCCGAGGUGACGGACCUGCGUGGGCAGCUGCGGGAGGCGGAAGAGCGCGCUAAGGAGUCGGAGGCACAGCAGGCCGAUAUGGCCGCCGAGGUGACGGACCUGCGUGAGCAGCUGCGGGAGGCGGAGGCGCAGCAGGCCGACGUGGCCGCCGAGGUGACGGACCUGCGUGAGCAGCUGCGGGAGGCGGAGGCGCAGCAGGCCGACAUGGCCGCCGAGGUGACGGACCUGCGUGGGCAGCUGCGGGAGGCGGAGGCGCAGCCAGCCGACAUGGCCGCCGAGGUGACGGACCUGCGUGAGCAGCUGCGGGAGGCGGAGGCGCAGCAGGCCGACAUGGCCGCCGAGGUGACGGACCUGCGUGAGCAGCUGCGGGACUCGGAGGCACAGCAGGCCGACAUGGCCGCCGAGGUGACGGACCUGCGUGAGCAGCUGCGGGAGGCGGAGGCGCAGCAGGCCGACAUGGCCGCCGAGGUGACGGACCUGCGUGGGCAGUUGCGGGAGGCGGAAGAGCACGCGAAGGAGUCGGAGGCGCAGCAGGCCGAUAUGGCCGCCGAGGUGACGGACCUGCGUGAGCAGUUGCGGGAGGCGGAAGAGCACGCGAACGAGUCGGAGGCACAGCAGGCCGACAUGGCCGCCGAGGUGACGGACCUGCGUGAGCAGCUGCGGGAGGCGGAGGCGCAGCAGGCCGACAUGGCCGCCGAGGUGACGGACCUGCGUGAGCAGCUGCGGGAGGCGGAGGCGCAGCAGGCCGACAUGGCCGCCGAGGUGACGGACCUGCGUGGGCAGUUGCGGGAGGCGGAAGAGCACGCGAAGGAGUCGGAGGCACAGCAGGCCGAUAUGGCCGCCGAGGUGACGGACCUGCGUGAGCAGCUGCGGGAGGCGGAAGAGCACGCGAAGGAGUCGGAGGCGCAGCAGGCCGAUAUGGCCGCCGAGGUGACGGACCUGCGUGAGCAGUUGCGGGAGGCGGAAGAGCACGCGAAGGAGUCGGAGGCACAGCAGGCCGACAUGGCCGCCGAGGUGACGGACCUGCGUGGGCAGCUGCGGGAGGCGGAGGCACAGCAGGCCGACAUGGCCGUCGACAUUGAGCAUCUAAGGGAGGAACUGCGAGGUGCUGUAACAGAAGGUGCUACGAAUAGCGAUAGGUGCGUAGCGCUGGAGAAGGAAGCAGAGCAGAGCUCAAAGUGUAUCGAGGAGCUGAGGCAGCAGUUGGCAGCUGCACAGCUUGGCCGGGAGGCAGUGGACGCCGAGGUUGCUGAGCUUGAGGAGCAGCUUCGCGAUAUGGAGCGCACUCACGCAAGAAAUGCUGCCGAGCAGGAGUCGGCACUGGGCGACCUUGCUAUUAGCAAGCUGAGAAUGAUGCCACAAUAGGACCUGCGUGAGCAGCUGCGGGAGGCGGAAGAGCGCGCUAAGGAGUCGGAGGCGCAGCAGGCCGACAUGGCCGCCGAGGUGACGGACCUGCGUGGGCAGCUGCGGGAGGCGGAAGAGCACGCGAAGGAGUCGGAGGCACAGCAGGCGGACAUGGCCGCCGAGGUGACGGACCUGCGUGAGCAGCUGCGGGAGGCGGAAGAGCGCGCUAAGGAGUCGGAGGCGCAGCAGGCCGACAUGGCCGCCGAGGUGACGGACCUGCGUGGGCAGCUGCGGGAGGCGGAAGAGCGCGCUAAGGAGUCGGAGGCGCAGCAGGCCGACAUGGCCGCCGAGGUGACGGACCUGCGUGGGCAGCUGCGGGAGGCGGAAGAGCGCGCGAAGGAGUCGGAGGCACAGCAGGCCGACAUGGCCGCCGAGGUGACGGACCUGCGUGAGCAGCUGCGGGAGGCGGAAGAGCGCGCUAAGGAGUCGGAGGCGCAGCAGGCCGACAUGGCCGCCGAGGUGACGGACCUGCGUGGGCAGCUGCGGGAGGCGGAAGAGCACGCGAAGGAGUCGGAGGCACAGCAGGCGGACAUGGCCGCCGAGGUGACGGACCUGCGUGGGCAGCUGCGGGAGGCGGAAGAGCGCGCUAAGGAGUCGGAGGCGCAGCAGGCCGACAUGGCCGCCGAGGUGACGGACCUGCGUGGGCAGCUGCGGGAGGCGGAAGAGCGCGCGAAGGAGUCGGAGGCACAGCAGGCGGACAUGGCCGCCGAGGUGACGGACCUGCGUGGGCAGCUGCGGGAGGCGGAAGAGCGCGCGAAGGAGUCGGAGGCGCAGCAGGCCGACAUGGCCGCCGAGGUGACGGACCUGCGUGGGCAGCUGCGGGAGGCGGAAGAGCACGCGAAGGAGUCGGAGGCACAGCAGGCGGACAUGGCCGCCGAGGUGACGGACCUGCGUGGGCAGCUGCGGGAGGCGGAAGAGCGCGCGAACGAGUCGGAGGCCCAGCAGGCGGACAUGGCCGCCGAGGUGACGGACCUGCGUGGGCAGCUGCGGGAGUCGGAGGCGCAGCAGGCCGACAUGGCCGCCGAGGUGACGGACCUGCGUGGGCAGCUGCGGGAGGCGGAAGAGCGCGCGAAGGAGUCGGAGGCGCAGCAGGCGGACAUGGCCGCCGAGGUGACGGACCUGCGUGGGCAGCUGCGGGAGGCGGAAGAGCACGCGAAGGAGUCGGAGGCACAGCAGGCGGACAUGGCCGCCGAGGUGACGGACCUGCGUGGGCAGCUGCGGGAGGCGGAAGAGCGCGCUAAGGAGUCGGAGGCGCAGCAGGCCGACAUGGCCGCCGAGGUGACGGACCUGCGUGGGCAGCUGCGGGAGGCGGAGACACAGCAGGCCGACAUGUCCGCCGAGAUUGAGCAUCUAAGGGAGGAACUGCGAGGUGCUGUAACAGAAGGUGCUACGAAUAGCGAUCGGUGCGUAGCGCUGGAGAAGGAAGCAGAGCAGAGCUCAAAGUGUAUCGAGGAGCUGAGACAGCAGUUGGCCGAAGCACAGCUUGGCCGGGAGGCAGUGGACGCCGAGGUUGCUGAGCUUGAGGAGCAGCUUCGCGAUAUGGAGCGCACUCACGCAGAAAUGCUGCCGAGCAGGAGUGCACUGGGCGACCUUGCUAUUAGCCAAGCUGCGAAUGAUGCCACAAUAGAUGACCUGCGUGGGCAGCUGCGGGAGGCGGAGGCACAGCAGGCCGAUAUGGCCGCCGAGGUGACGGACCUGCGUGAGCAGCUGCGGGAGGCGGAAGAGCGCGCUAAGGAGUCGGAGGCACAGCAGGCCGACAUGGCCGCCGAGGUGACGGACCUGCGUGAGCAGCUGCGGGAGUUGGAGGAGGAGGUAUCGAAGGUGCGUGGUAUGUCUGAAGGGGUGAGUGAAGAAAGUGUUAGGGUUGAG
Leishmania braziliensis MHOM/BR/75/M2904 is the source of this 9507-nucleotide messenger RNA. The record is from the annotation of a RefSeq genome assembly. NCBI's taxonomy places the organism in Eukaryota, Euglenozoa, Kinetoplastea, Trypanosomatida, Trypanosomatidae.